UACUGUUGUGUGGAGUCAUGAGGCUGUCCUGCUCCUAAUUAGUUUGUAUGCUGAGCAUAAAAGUAUGUUCAGCAAUAGUAUUUACAAACAAAAGGACGUUUGGGUAAAGAUUGCAGCUGGUAUGGCCGAAAAAAGGACAUCAUUUUCAGCCUCACCACUGUGACAGCAAGUGGCGUGCCUUGAAACACAGACACAAGGUUAUAACUGAUGACAACGGGAAAAGUGGGCGUGGACGACGAACUUGGCAAUACUUUGAUGCCAUGAAUGAGGUUUUAGCAGGUGACCCUGCAGUGAGGCCUUUAAGAGUGAUUGGGUCGGCAGAAAAUGUCAGAGAAACAACAGAGAAAGUUGAAGUUACCAAAAGUAAGCCACCACUGCCACCAAAUUCAUUGCGGGUAAGAACACCAUCACCGUCAUUAAGACCAGUAUCACCUCCAACCCCAGCAAGGUCACUGACAGCAUCACCCUCACCAUCAGAGAGUGGAGUGAUAAAGACACCGAUAAGGAAGAGGAAGAGGAGCGGCGAACCACCAGAGUGGUUUCGUUCAUAUGCUGAACAGGCAAAUCGACGUAUGGAGGCUCUAGAGGAGAGCAAUCGGCAGAUGAUUGCUAUUGCUCGUGAAAGAAACUCUAUCUUAAAAGCACUGGCAGAAAGUCUUUCAAAACAGUGAUCAAGAUGUUCACCUAGAACUGUAAAAGAUAGUUUUUUGUACUAGAUGUUCACCUAGAACUGUGAAGGAUAGUUUUUUUUGUACAAGACAUUCACUUAUAACUAUAAAGGAUAGUUUUUUCGUACAAGAUGUUCACUUAGAACUGUAAAUUGCAUUAGUUAUUUUUUAUUCGUUGUGUGUGCUUAACAAAGCUGCCCUGUAAGUUUAUUGUAUAACUUAGACCUCUUUCAUCAACAUUUUUUUCAGGAAAUACCUGUAAAUAUACAUGACUGUUAAUUUUUCACUGUUAUUAUAAUGAAUAAAUUUUAAUUCUCAGAGUUACUCUCACUUA
Molecule: messenger RNA, 1002 nt
Organism: Ruditapes philippinarum (Manila clam)
Lineage: Eukaryota; Metazoa; Mollusca; Bivalvia; Venerida; Veneridae
Exons: 3
Coding region: 261-671 (136 amino acids)
Source: RefSeq, a predicted model, not a curated record